Anolis carolinensis (green anole) is the source of this 2836-nucleotide messenger RNA. It is a transcript of the gene marchf10, whose product is annotated as membrane associated ring-CH-type finger 10. Gene Ontology annotation, molecular function: zinc ion binding. Lineage: Eukaryota; Metazoa; Chordata; Lepidosauria; Squamata; Anolidae. The record is from RefSeq and is a predicted model, not a curated record. The transcript has 12 exons. The coding region runs from base 246 to 2657 and encodes 803 amino acids.
CGUCCUCCCCUCCUGUGAGGAGGCGGGGCGGUUGCUAUGGAAACAAAGAGACGCUGCCCGCCAAGCUUUCAGCAAAAGAGAGAGAGGAAGGGGAAGGAAGGAGACCCGCGCGCGCAUGAGGGCGGCAGGCUGAUUGGCGGGCGGGAAGGGAAGUCUGGCAAGCCUGCCUCCAAAGGAUCAAUUCUGCACAGUAGAGCACCGCAAUGAGAGGUCAACAGCAGCUACAGUGAUCUUGAAUUGUUACUAUGUAUGAAGCGAAAGAAAGACAGAAGUUUAUCAGUGAUGCCCAGUACUUAAAAGAGAUGCAGCACAAGAUGGAUUCAGAGUAUCAGGCUUGCCUGAGAAAACAAGAGCUGACUAAAGAGCAGUCUGAGAAGAAGCGAGACCAACACCCCAGACAAGAACUGAGGCAGACAACAAUUUCUUCCAUCUCUACUGUUCGUAGUUAUGAAAGGCCCUGGAUUUCAAGACUUCCCUUUAAUAGACAGAUCUCUUCUGACGAAGCUUCUGGAUGUGAGCCAAAAUCCUCUAUGAAGUCUUUUGGGAACAAAUCUGAAGCUAAAUUUCCUGCCAUUGAAAAAACAUCAGUCAAGCAGAAGCAAAAAGCAAGCACAUCUUCCAGAAAACUAGAAAAAAAUGGAUCUUGCCCCAAAAAGGAUACUCUAGCUUUUCAGAAGCCAAUUUUAUCAAGAAGACGAAUGAACCAGAGGAGUUUAUUGGAAAACCCAGACUCUGAAAAUAUGAGAAAAGUGGAAGUAAGGGAGAGGAAAACACCAGUACUUCAGGCGAUAACAAAACUUGCCCGAGGGUCUGAUCCACAAGAUGGCAUUGGACAAAGAAAUGGCCAUGUUCUCAAGGCGAAGAAGAAACCACAAGAAAGAAGGAACUUAAUCCAGUCAUCUAAACUAAGCAUUGACAGCAAAGGCCUGGAGAGACAUCUCAAAAAAGGAAAUGUUCUGACAGUUGCUCAGCAGCCUCCAACUCAUCUAGUGGAUUCAACUGUCCAAGUUACUAAUGGUCCUUCUGUAUCAGGUGAAUCAAGCAACUCAAAUCUUCCACCCAUUAAAAAUACUACCGUAAGGUCCAGAGAAGGAGAUUUUUAUGCAAUGUUGUGCUCAAAUGUGGAAGAUUCCACUGGAGACAACGAAAACCUCAAAGAUGUUAUCCCCUUAGAAGAAGAGCUCCUUUCUGUUGAUUUCAAUAAACCUCCUCUUGAUCAAAGUAACAGGGUUGGUGGGGUGUCUCUAAAACAAGCAGAGCAGCACAACUCUGAAAUGGCAGUUGGGGGUGAUGGGAGAAGGGCUGGAUCUUCCCACAUAUUAAUAAGUCAACAUAUUGUAACAGGAGAGCCAGCAGCUGAGCAGUCUUCAUCAGUGCAAAGGAAAAUAAGAGACCAAAGAAAGCCUCAUGCACAUGAGGAAACGCUUAUGGAAGAAGAUCAUAAAAAUGAGGGUGAAACUUUGGCCUGCAGUGGAAAAAGUCUGCAUACUGAAUGCAGGCCAGAAAAUGGAACUACAAGUGAUGCAGUUAUUAAUACAAAUUCUGCUGAAGACUGGCAAAGCAAUAAUGUCUAUGGUAGGGAACAACAGAGUUUUGAGAACAAUCAAAGACGAUAUGCUGGAUUUGUUAGUUCAGCAAGACCAACAGUCCAGAGGGUUUCCUUGCAUUCAACAUUUAAUAUCCCAGGAUCCUUAGUGCAAUAUGCUGCUUUAAACAGAACAGAGUCUAUGGGUGGUGUGGAUAUGGCUACAGAUUCCAUGCAAGUCACAGAACUCAGUGGAAGCCCAAGAUUCUCUGUGCGCAGACAGCUCUCUCCUAUAAGAAUUAGGGAUUCCUAUUCAGGUACUGAAAGCUGUCGAUCCUCCUCACCCAGUGUCAGCACUUUUGAAGAUAGUAGUCUGCUUGAGGAUAGUAUAAGCAAUAGUCUAAGCAGCAUAUCUCCCAGUACUAUUUCACACGAUGAAGAUAACUUUCUGAACUCCCACAGUUCGUCAUCAUCCACAGAUUCAUCCCACCCAUCUCAUUUCUGGACAAAUUUCACAGCACACCUUACCAUGUCUGGUCCUUUGCCUGAUCAGGCCCCAAUUUUCCUGACAGUAUCUGAUUUGAGAAAUCAGAGCAGCUUUGUGAGCAGUCCACCAGGAGCAAAUGAGAUAAAUAAGCCUGAGAUAGAUCCCGAGAAGCUAAAAAAACUGCAAGAAAGUCUUUUGGCUGAAGAUUCUGAAGAAGAAGGUGAUCAGUGUCGAAUAUGUCAGAUUCCUGGAGGAUCCAUAACCAAUCCCCUUCUAGAACCAUGUGGAUGUGGAGGAUCUCUUCGCUUUGUCCAUCAAGAAUGUCUAAAAACCUGGUUAAAGGCUAAGAUAAAAUCAGGUGCAGAGCUUGGUGCAGUGAAAACAUGUGAACUCUGUAAACAGAGCCUUACUGUGGAUCUGGAUGAUUUUAAUGUGAAUGACUAUUACAGAAACCAUCAGCAGUCUCGGGCCCAGGAUGAGCUAAUGAACUCAGGUCUUUACCUCGUGUUGCUGCUUCACUUGUAUGAGCAAAGGUUUGCAGAACUCAUGAGAUUAAACUACAACCAAGCCUUCAGAGACAGGCUCUCAAGACAGCCUAGAACAGAGGAAAACCAAAAUUCAGCCAACUCUGGCAACAGUGACUAAGAAUGGUCAAAGUGGAUCUAAAGAAGAGAACUCUUUCUCAGAAACAAAAAGAGAACCCUUCUCCAUACCUUCCUACUUUCCUCCUCUUUCUUAUCACCAGACCAUAAUGAGUAUGUAUACCACUCAUAUUCAGUGUCACCAUUUAAAUCUAAAGUCCUCUCAAGGGUCUGGAGCUCUUA